UUCAAGGUUUGCAAAAUUGCAAGACAACUGUUGAGCUACGGAAUGAGAUUACUAUCAAGGGCACUAUAGUGAAUGUAGAUGAUAAAAUGAAUACAACCAUCAGUGGGGCAGAGUAUAAAUACUUAGAUGGAACUGUAAUGAAUUGUGAAAAUCUUUUCAUACAAGGAUCACAAAUCAGAUACGUUCAUAUUCCAGAUGACAUUGAUCCUAUGACACUUCUAAAUAAAAUAGUUGAUGAAGAAUCAGAAAGAGAAAUUGCUCCAUUCUCAAAGCAAAAAGUAUCUGACAAGAAGUUAACACGAAUAGAGGAAGAGAAGAAGAUGGUGAGAGACUAUGUAAUGGGAAAAGGAAGAAGAAACUGACCUCUAAUCAUUAUAAACAUAACUAUGGUCUACUGUGAAAACAUUGUACAUUCCUCAAUGCUCCACCCAUAAUAUAUUUGUGGCUAUGUCAGGGCCUAAUCUAAGACAAAGAAUAGAACAGAAUGUCUUCUGUGCUCUUACUCCAUCCAUAGGACACAAUGUUAUAAGUGCUUACACCUCAAGGCUGGUUGCUUCCAAUAUUGAUCCAUUCCUACUGGCAAGGAACCUAUUCUCUAGUAGCAUUAUAUCAGAUGAAUGCUACAGGACAGUUACAGACAGGCAUUGUGGCAUGACAGCUACACAGAGACUGGAGUAUCUGGUCCACACAAUAAGGGGAUCUGUGAAAACCAAACCACACGUGUUUCGACAGUUCUUGUCUGUUCUCUUUAAUCUAGAAGAUACUGUUGGAAUUGCUUUAGCCGAAGAAAUGAUAACAGCAUAUGAAGUGCAAGAGGCAGUUGAGCUACAAGACUCACUCCACCUCCAAGCUCACACAAUACAAUCAAUGGUUGAUGAUACGAUGGAGAAAAUACUAAAAUGGCAAGAGACACGCAGAAACACUAUCGAAAAGCUCGAUGACCUGGCAGAUUUUGCAAAACGAUAUUGGAACAUAUCAUUGCUAGCAUUUGGAAUUGUUAUAACGCUAGUAGGAAUGACACUUAUGAUUGAAAUUGUGCUCCCACUAGUGCUAAUAAUUUCCUUUAUAGUUCGAUCUGCUGCUGGAAUUUUGGUAAGUAGGAUCAACUAUAUAGAAGCCAACGAGUACGUUAAUCGUGAAAAAUCAGAUAAAAACGAAGUCAUCAAAUACUUGAAUAAAUUAAGAGAUAUAGAGACAGCAGCUAAUUAUCCAGUAUCUCUCAAUGCUAAAGACUUCUUACAGAUAUUCAGCAAAAUACAUCCACAUGAAAACGGCAGCUCUAUACUCGAUAUUGUGGAGGGUAUUGCAUCCACUUUGAUUGAAUUUCUACCGUGUGGUACAGAUCCAGUGAUAAGACUUAAUACACGAUUACGUAAAGAACUUGACAUUGUGUGCAAAAAGAUUAAAGCUUUAUAAAGUGCUUAGUCAAAACUAUUUAGAAAGGAGAACAUUCUGUGAAGCCAUUGGAAUUAAAAUAAUAUUGAUUAUGAAUCACAAUGUGUGCGUUUGAUAAAAUAUAAGAGUGAUUUAAUGCAA
Amphimedon queenslandica is the source of this 1536-nucleotide messenger RNA. RefSeq lists its product as uncharacterized. Lineage: Eukaryota; Metazoa; Porifera; Demospongiae; Haplosclerida; Niphatidae. The transcript has 7 exons. The coding region runs from base 448 to 1416 and encodes 322 amino acids. The record is from RefSeq and is a predicted model, not a curated record.